Messenger RNA from Adineta ricciae, 1695 nucleotides. The record is from the annotation of a GenBank genome assembly. Lineage: Eukaryota; Metazoa; Rotifera; Eurotatoria; Adinetida; Adinetidae.
AUGCCACAAGCGGUUUUAGUGAAAGCACAAUACUUAAUCUUAUUUAGUUUUUUGUUAACAUUUUUUGUUAUAACAAAUGCCUUCUACACCAAAAGGCAAUUUUAUCCAUCAGUUGUCUAUUUAACCAAAUCGAACACAAGUCUUGCUGUACUGUAUGUGCAAGCAUUUGUCUUUGUUGUUCUUUUUGGAAAACUUGCUCAACGAAUAUUUCUUGGACAACUGCGUGCUAUUGAGGCUGAGGUUACAUUUAUACGACCGUUUUUACUCUUUCUCAAAUGUUUUCAUUGGUUAGCAGAAGAUCGUGUGGAUUAUAUGGAACAAAGUCCUGUGCUGGGUGCGAUAUUUCAUGCGAGAAUUAUCGGUCUUCUUAGUACAUUAUUUGUCUUUGAUUAUCUAUUUUUGUCAUCGGCAUAUACGUACACAUUAGCAAAAGGUGCUUCUGUCCAGAUCGUUUUUGGUUUUGAGUACGCUAUUCUAAUGGUAUCGGUUAUAGCUACUGGAAUUAAAUAUAUCCUUCAUUUCAUUGAAAUUCGUGCCGGUGAGCAGUGGGAAAACAAAGGAGUCUGUAUGCUCUACUCCGAUUUAAUUCUCGGAUUCAUUCGGCUUACAUUGUACAUGCUGUUUAUCAUCGUUAUGAUGAGAAUUCAUACAUUUCCAUUGUUUGCUAUUCGACCAAUGUUUAUGGCCAUGAGAGCGUUUCGAAAAUCUUGUACUGAUGUUCUGGAAUCGCGACGUGCUAUUCAAAAUUUGAAUACUAUGUAUCCAGAUUUAACAGCUGACGAACUUGCCAAUGUUGCCGAUACAACGUGUAUUAUCUGCCGGGAAGACAUGCAAGUACAACAAAGUAUCAAACGCUUAGCUUGUCAACAUAUAUUUCAUAAAAAUUGUUUACGUUCAUGGUUCCAACGUCAGCAGACUUGUCCUAUCUGUCGUACAACUGUAUUACGAGCACCAAAUCCUCCUCGAGCUGCUGCAAAUAAUGCUCAACCUGCCGCAGCAGCGGCAGCGGCAGCACCGCCACCAGCUGCAAAUACUCCACCGUCACCACCACCGUCCUCAUCUUCCUCUGCUACUUCGGCUUCGCCGCCAAGAAAUGCGACAACUGCUCAAACAACAUUUUCAACUGCCACUGCAACUGGUGGCACUGGAGUAUUUUCACAAAUGCCAAUAGGUUCCUUUCCUAUGGUAUUACCACCUUUCGGUAUAACAUACUCUGUAAAUGGACAAGAUCUUUUAAAUUCAUGUGUGUUUGAACAUUUAGCUUUUCCUCCUCCGCCUUUACCGCCUGCAAAUUUUACUGGUAUGUCUGAAGAAAAUAUUCGCGCUAUGGAAGGGGCAGAACUAUCUCACGUUCAAGCACGUAUACAAUGCUUACGUAACGUUAGAACACUACUAGAUGCAUCAAUGAUACAAAUGCAACAGUACAUGAAUAUUGUCUUAACACAAAGUAAUAUGGAAAAUAGUAAUCGUUUGUUACAGAAUCUUGGCUCUGAUCUUGAUCAAGUAUUUCCAUUAUCUGACAGAUCAAAUAUGACUACCAAUGGUAGAGUCUUUGUUAUUGUUCAUAUCAAUAAUUCGAAUGUAUAUUUAGAUGUGAAUGUAAACGAUCCUGAUAUGCUACGUCGCCGACGGUUAAAUCACUAUGGACAUCGAUUAUCACCAACGAGUGUUGAUCAAAAUGAUAAGCAGAGUUAA